Molecule: messenger RNA, 5148 nt
Organism: Anolis sagrei ordinatus
Lineage: Eukaryota; Metazoa; Chordata; Lepidosauria; Squamata; Anolidae
Product: neuronal pentraxin-1-like
Source: RefSeq, a predicted model, not a curated record
GGGGAGACUAUGCUUCUCUCCACAUCACCAAAGGAUUUGGCAAAUUGGACAGGAAGGAGAGGCAGGAAAAGCACAAAUCCCACCUACCCACAGUACUGGGAAGCCUGCAGGCAGUUUGGUUUUGCUCAGUAACAAGACAUGAUACAUACCAAAGGAAGAGAGAAAGGGCUUUGUUUGCAGAGAGAACUCUGACUUUGAAGGCAUUUAAGGAGCAAUUUCUCAUCCAUGUUUGCUGGACCCAAUGUGAGUAGCACUGUUGUACAUUCAAAUGCAACUGGAUUAUCUUUGACCUAUCUACAAAGAUAUUUGGAUCUGCCUUCUAACAUAGGCCUUCAACCUGUCCUUUUGUGGCACUGAAUAGGCAUCUUGAGGGGGUUUUUUUGGGUGGGGAGAGUUGGUAUUCUAAGAAAGGAUCUGGACGAUGGAUGUUACAUCUAGAUCUAUUAUGUGACAGGGUCCUUAAACUGUAGAGCAGUAGCCUCUAGCUGGAAUUAUCUCUGUUCCCCAUCCUGAAUUGCCUUCUCCAUCUCCAUCCUGAACCCCUUCUUUAUCUAUCAAUCCUAUCCUGAAGUGCUCUGUCUACCCUGUCCCUUUCCCAUCUUCCAGCAUCAUGACUGUUGUGGAAAUGGCCUUGCACUGGGUAUUGCUCUGCCUCAUCUUUUCCCCUCCGGUACCGGCCUCUGACUAUGCCUUGCCGAAAUUUAUCUGCAGCCCUAUGCCAUUGGACAUGGAUAAUGGCUGCCAGUCGGCCAGCCAACAGCAGCGGCAUGGCGCAGGAGCUAACAGUGGGGGCACGGGGCACUGGGUAGGGACUCUUGAGGAAGCCAAAGAAACCAUCCUGCACCUGCGGGAGAUGGUAGUGCACCAGAAGGAGGUGAUCCUAGACCAAAGAGAAACAGUGCGGGAACUGACAGCCAAGCUGAGCCGCUGCGAAACUCAUUCUGGAAGACAUGGCACUGAACACCAUAAUGGUCAUCAUGAAGAGAAUCUCAGCCAUGGGCAUGGGCAUGGGCACGGGCAAGGGCAUGGGCAUGGACAUGGACAUGGACAUGGGCAUGCUGAAGGAGGCCAUCGUGGCCAUCAUGAGAGUGGGCAUCGGCCCCACCAUGAAAAUGGUCACCGAGCACAUCAUGAGAGUGAACUUCCUGGACACCAUGAAGAUGCCCAUAGGGGACAUCAUGAAGCUGGUCACCGAGAUCCCCAUGAAGGUAUCCAUGCCAGGGAAAAUGAGUACCAUCAUUUUGGACAACAUGAACAGCAUGAACUCCAGGUGGGACAUAACACGCAUGAUGCCUUUCGCAAGGGAGCUGCAGCUGCCAACACCAUGGAAGAUCCACCCAAGGAGAACCCCUCAGGAGUAAACCAGAUGGAGCGGAUGCUGGAAUCACUCAAGGAGAGACUGGAGCAUCUGCAGCACAACCGGAACAGCUCUGUCUUCUCCACUUCCCUACGUGAUGCAAUUCAGAAAAAAAUUAGCAUCUUGGAGCAUCAGCUUCAUGAGAAGUUAAACACAACUGACCACCAUGCUCACGGUGUGCCAACAGCAGCAGGAUUGAGGCACAAACAUGUUUCACAUGGACAUAGUGUUGAGAAAGCUCAGUACCACAUCUCUGAUCCCCUCUGUCCUCCAGGGCACAAAGUGGAGAAGCAUUCCGACGAUUUCCGUGUGGGAUUUCCCCUCCGCACCAACUAUAUGUAUGUCAAGGUCAAGCCUACUCUCCAUCGUGAAAUCUUUUCCUUCUCCAUCUGCCUCUGGCUCAAAUCCAGCUCUGCACCAGGAAUGGGUACCCCUUUCUCAUACUCAGUGCCAGGCCAAGCCAACGAAGUUGUGCUCAUUGAGUGGGGAAAUAACCCUAUGGAACUACUAAUCAAUGACAAGGCUGCCACAUUGCCAUUGACCAUUAAUGAUGCUAAGUGGCACCAUAUCUGCGUGACAUGGUCAACCCGGGAUGGCAUUUGGGAAUCUUACCAGGAUGGAGUCCGAAGAGGGAGCGGGGAGAACCUGGCACCCUGGCAUCCUAUAAAACCUGGGGGUGUUUUUGUACUGGGCCAAGAGCAGGACACUCUUGGGGGUCGCUUUGAUGCCACUCAAGCCUUUAUUGGGGAAAUCUCAGAUUUCAAUGUGUGGGGCCAUAUCUUGACACCAAGCGAAGUUUACAAGAUGGCAACCUGUACCAGCUUCAUUGGUGGGGACCUCAUCAACUGGGCUGAAGCCUCUAUGGAGCUUCACGGAGGAGUGGUCAAGCUACCAUUUAAUGCCUGCCACUAAGAGGCCAUGAAAAACAAACUGACUUUGGGGAUUUCUUGGAGGAGAGUGAAAACUAGUAGUUAAUGACAGGGCAGGGCUGGGAACAAAACCCCCAGUAUUUCCUGAAGAGAAAAAUCAUAUGUUUUUUUAAAAAGUGAAUAAGGGGAAAACGAUUCCUGGAAUCCUUGUGUGAAAAUAAAUGGGAGGUCUUAUACUUGGCGCAAGGGGGCUUCUGGAUCUCCCAAGUGAAGAAUGGGAAGCAUAUAGCAUGCUUUAUGCAAGAAAGUCUUAGAGUUUUAGAACCAGAAUUCUGGAUAAUUUAGCAAGGGUGCCUGAAAAAGCCAAGAAAAGCAGGGGAAAAUAAGAAGAUAUUUACAGUAUCUGUCUUAUGGAGAGGUUUUAUGGAGUAGAGCAUUGUUGUUAGAUGAUGAUACCAUAUUUUGAAAUAGAUAUAAUUUCAUUAGUGUAUUGAAGUAAAUGAAAACUCUGGCAUAUCCAGUAGAUGUGGCUGUGCCACAGGAAACUGUGGAUCUGUCUUUAAUAAGGCUGUGAAAGGUGGCUUAAAACGUGGGAAUCGCCAACCUUUAACAAACCUAAAUGUGCAACUGCCUCCCACCUAGACAAGCAGAAGCCUUAGUUUGGAUUAGUAGCUUAAUACUGUUGCCUUUGUGGAAUAUGCUUCUGCAAAAGCACCUUUUGGUCUGCUCUUUAUUUAUAUAUAUGGAUAUAUAUUGAUAAUAUAUAUAUACACACACAUAUAUAAAAUACGUGCCUCUGCAUUUAAUGCUUCUCUGUCUAGGUAGAUUCACCUGACUAUUUUCCUACUUUUCCACUUGUUUUAGUUGGAUCUAGUGUUGAGUUGCACUAGGUUUGUCUGAAUGUAAACUACAAGGGCUCCUGAAUCUUUAAUGGUUUUCCAGAAGAGCAACUUUUAGCAAAUGUUGUUCGCUAAAUGGUAACGUUGCUUGACAGGUAAAGUUGCUUGACAACUCCUGCUGAAACUCCAUCUUCUUCACAACACUGUGAGAGCUGAGAAACUGUGGCUUGCUCAACGCUGCAUGGAGUUUCGGAUCCUGGCAUCCUAAUGUCCUGGUCCAACACUUAAACCACGAUACCACACUGGCUUUCCCCUCAUUCGAUUUCACAGCAAGAUGCAUGUACCUACAGAUCGCACUUUCCCACACGCUGUGGCAGAAUAUAGGAAGUUCUGAAUACCACUGACAAUCACCAUUUAAAGUGACUUCUGCAAUAUAUGCAUUACAACACUAAACCGCGCAGACCAAGUUGAAAGGAAGUGGCCCGGAGCCAAAUCAACAUCCUUUAUGCAAAUUCAAUCUAACACAACACAAGAUAGCAGAGAAAUAUUGGGGUCUAUUUUGAAUGGGUCCAAUAUAUAGUUUAGUAUCUUAGGAUUUAGGUAUAUUUAUUUACUUAUUUGCUAUUGUAAAUAGAAAAGGGCAUGUGAAGAUUUUGUGCUAAAGAUCAUGGGAGUCAGCACAUUUGAUUCUCCGGAAGUUUAACAAAACAGGAACAAAUGUGAAAAGAUCAAAACACAUGAAAGCAGUUGCUGUGGAGGGACGCAAGUUUAUAGGUCCAAUGAUGGAACACGAAUAAUGGUGUAUGAGAUUUUCAGCCCUUUCAACCUCCACAUAGGCAUAAUGCAGUGUUUUUCAACCUUCCAAAUGCUAUGACCCCUUAAUACAGUUCCUCAUGUUGUGGUGACCCGUGAACCAUAACAUUAUUUUCUUCAUGACUGUAAUUUUGCUACUGUUAUGAAUCAUAAUGUACAUAUCUGAUAUGCAGGAUGUAUUUUCAUUCACUGGACCAAAUUUGGCACAAAUACCUGAUACACCCAAAUUUGAAUACUGGUGGGGUUGAGGGGGGGGGGAUUAAUUUUGUCAUUUGGGAGUUGGGAGUUUCUGGGAUUUAUAGUUAACCUACAAUCAGAGAGCAUUCUGAACUCCACCAACAAUGGAAUUGAACCAAACUUGGAACACAGAACUCCCAUGGCCAACAAAAAAUACUGAAAGAGUCUAGUGAGCAUUGACCUUGAGUUUUGAAGUUGUAGUUCACCUACAUCCAGAGAGUGCUGUGGACUCAAACAAUGAUGGAUCUGGACCAAACCUGGCAUGAAUGCUCAAUAUGCCCAAAUAUGAACACUGGUGGAGUUUGGGGAGAACAGACCUUGACAUUUGGGAGUUGUAGUUGUUGAGAUUUAUAGUUCACCACAAUCAAAGAGCAUUCUGAACCCCACCAAUGAUAGAGUUGGGUCAAACUUCCCAUACAGAACCCCCAUGACCAACAAAAAAUACUGUGUUUUCUGAUGGUCUUUGUCAACUUCUGUGACACCCCCCUGGUGACCCAUCCAGGGACCCGACUCCCAGGUUGGCAAACACUGGCAUGAUGUAUGGCUCUAUCUCUUCCUUGCCAUAGGCCUCUGCAGCAAUGGUCCAAGGACCCUAACUUUGCAGGGCUUGUUCAUUGCAUUUUGAAAAUAAAUAGGAAUAAGUAUUACUAUUAAGGAGAGCGGGUGGGGAUAUAAAAUGAAUAUGAAAUGACUUAAGUGCACCAACGAUCAUGUCUCUCCACAUCAUUUCUGUUUGGUUCUAAAGUUCAGAAUCUAAAAGAUAUGAGAGGAAUGUUGCAGAUUCAAGCUGAAAGAACGCUUGCUAAAAUUAACACCCAAUGUCUUCUCUUCUGUAUAUAUACAUAUGCAUGUAUAAAUAUAUAUAUAUAAAUUUUCUUAGCAUAGGAUUUUCUCUUUAUCUGCUUGUAAAUAAUGGGAUUUUAUGUGGUUUGACAAUGAAUGUUUUCUCUUUAAAGGGGUGGGUGGGUGUGACACAACAUUUUGAAUUUUCUUACUCCAUUCUGGAUUGCAAUAAACCUGCCAAAGAAACCGA